Funneliformis caledonium is the source of this 942-nucleotide messenger RNA. Lineage: Eukaryota; Fungi; Glomeromycota; Glomeromycetes; Glomerales; Glomeraceae. The record is from the annotation of a GenBank genome assembly.
AUGAGCCAAGGUCCGCAAAUUUUCACAAGCGAAAAAGGAAAUGCGUUAUCCAAGAGUUGGUCCGUAGUCAGCUUGGAAAUUUUUGUUGGUGGUAGACAAAAAAUGAUCAACGUUUCAAUACCACAAGUUGCGCUCAAAAUUUUGUCUGUACUUUUUGAAGAGCAACCUGAUGAUGAGCUUCGAUCAAUAUCUGGAAUAUUGCAAUCGCUUAAGAAGAAAGGUCGAAUUUACACCAAUGAUCGCAAUAUUAUAGUUACAGUUUUCCGUCGGAUAUUUUGGAAUCAUCCAAAAAAUCCUCCUUAUUAUAUAGACGUUUUAACUGCAUCAUCCCUUCAUCAUUUACAAUUCCUUCCUACUUGGGAGUUACAGCAUCUAAUUCCGGGUCAUGCUGGACAAGGCUCAGCAAGAUCAGAUUUCGCCUCAAUAAUUAUAAAUAAUAAUGAUUUACAAUUCGCAUUUUUCAUUGUGGAAUUCGAACAAGCUGGCUUUGAAAUUCACAAGGAUGAAGUAGUUGUUGUAGCAGAGUUAGCAUACGAAUUUAAUCGUAUACUUUCUCAGAUGCAUUAUCCAACGGAAAUGGAAGUAAAUGAAACUAGUUUGCAUUUUGGCCUGGCAAAAGUGGAAAAUGUAUUGCGCUUAAUCACGUACCUACGCGAAACAGUUUGCGUGGAUGGGAUGCGUAUCAGAUCUUUAUUGAACAGGCGUCCAGUACAAUUUAAUUAUAAUUUAAAGUUAGCACUACCAGAAUUACCAAAAGAGGCGGUUCAGUCUCGAAAGUUUGAAACGAAGUUUACUCCAGUCACCAUGAGGGGGAGGAAAUAUAUCGCAUUUGGUAAAAUAACUAAAUUGAUUUUGCGAUGUUAUGAAGCCGAUUUGUUAUACACUAGUUAUUUUUUGUUCUGUUCAACAAAGAAGGAACACGAAUUUACAAAAGGUCUUUAA